UGGCUCUCCCGUUAGCCUUCUUUCCGGGGCGACUAGACUUUCCUUACCCACCAAACUUUUCCUUCGCCAAUUAGAAGCAAUGACUGUUGCCCUCACUUUUUCAGCCGAACUGCCAUCAACGAAUCCGAUGGUUCUGCGCAUCGGACACACUCAUUAAUAGCUUUCCUCCGCUACGACAUCAUCGCCGAAGUUCAUUGAUUCAUCAUCCUUAGAUUAGGAAACAUCUCUUGACUGCUUUUCUAUUCAUUAAUCAGUCGUAAGUCUAACUUAUAUCUACACGUACAGCGCGUAGCUAUCUAUAUAUACGAAGUUGUUGAAAUACAGUGAAUAUUUUAAUUCGUUAACCAAGUCUUAUCAUCAGUCCAACCACUCCUGAUCAGUUUUCCUGUCAGGCUUAUUUAUAAUGGCGUUAUUAACGCUAUACUGGUCUCUGUGUGGCAUCUUCAUCUUUUCGUCCCUGUUGGUUGCCGCUUAUUUGUUCGUAAUUCGGAAAUACAAUUACUGGUCUAGACGAGGAAUCAUACAACUUAAACCUACGCCCUUCGUAGGCAACUUCAUGGACUGCAUACUGUCAAAAAGAUCGGGCGCACAAUUUCUCAGUGAUGCAUAUAAUUAUGACAAAGAUAUGCCUUUGUUAGGUUUCUACAUCUUCCACAAACCUUGCCUGUUAGUUCGCGAUCCAGAACUCGCGAAGCACAUUCUAGUGAAGGACUUUGAGUAUUUCGCUGACAGGUACGCGACUGCGGAUGAGAAAAAUGAUCGUCUUGGAUACGCAAAUAUGAUACUGAUGAAAAAUCCAGCAUGGAAAUCUCUCAGGCCAAAAAUGACGCCGAUUUUUACCCCGGGAAAGCUAAAGAAGAUGUUCAUGUUAAUGGCGAUGAUCGCUGACGACCUCGGAAAGUAUCUCGAUUCGUUGCAUUUGGAGGGCGAUGGAAAAGUAAUAGAGUUCAAAGAUAUUUGCGCGAGCUUCGCCACCGACAUGAUCAGUGGCAUUGCGUUUGGCUUAAAACUAAAUUCGUUGGAGAAUCCAAAAACACCGUUCCGUGAAUAUGGCAGGAGGAUCUUUGAUACUAAUUACCAACGUAACAUGGAGUUCCUUACCAUAAUCUUCAUGCCUCAGUUAUCCAAGUAUCUCAAACCGAAACUCUUUGGAAAAAUAGCCACUAAAUUCCUCCAAUCUGUUUUCUGGGAUGUGAUUGAACAACGAGUCGUUUCGGGUCAAAAAAGACAUGAUCUCAUUGAUGUGCUGACAGAGAUCAGGGAGACAUACAAGAGCGACGAAAGGUUGAAGAAUUACAACUUCGAGGGUGACGAUUUAGUGGCACAAGCGGCCAUAUUUUUUGCUGCUGGUUUUGAAACGUCUGCUGCUACCAUGUCUUUCACACUGUACGAACUUGCAAGGAACUCUGAUGUACAGCAGACACUUAGGAAAGAGAUUCUGGAUGCUUUAGAGAAAACUGAUGGUGAAAUCACAUACGAUAUGAUUACGACGCUACCAUAUCUGGAUAUGGUACUUUUUGAAACUCUUCGUAAAUAUCCAUCUGUACCAAACUUGAAUCGGGUUACUCUUGCCGAUUACAAAGUGCCUAAUUCCGAUCUGGUGAUAGAGAAAGGCACCCCAAUAUUCAUUUCGAUAAUGGGUUUGCACUACGAUUCGCGGUAUUUCCCGAAUCCGGAAAAAUACGAUCCACUCCGAUUUACCGAGGAAGCCAAAAGUACCAGGCCAAAUUUCGCCUACUUGCCCUUUGGUGCGGGUCCCCGCAUCUGCCUUGGUAUGCGAUUGGGACUCAUGCAAGCCAAACUUGGAAUCGUACAGAUAGAACUUGGAGUCGUACAGAUUUUGAAGGACUACGAAAUUUCACCUUGUGAAAAGACCAAAAUUCCAAUUAUCCUAGAUCCCAAAGGAAUCAUCACGACAGCUUUAGGAGGAGUACAUCUCAACAUUCGAAAGACUACUGCCGCUGUUUAGACGAAGCUAAAGUUUUGCGAAUCGCGUUAUGCAUUCCAAUUUUCUGCUUUAUUUGUGAUAAAUUAGAUAUAUUUUACUUCCGAAUCGACAAAGUUCACGAAGUA
Messenger RNA from Bombus impatiens (common eastern bumble bee), 2073 nucleotides. RefSeq names its product cytochrome P450 6k1-like. The transcript is spliced from 5 exons. Bases 404 to 1969 code for a protein of 521 amino acids. Lineage: Eukaryota; Metazoa; Arthropoda; Insecta; Hymenoptera; Apidae. The record is from RefSeq and is a predicted model, not a curated record. Gene Ontology annotation, molecular function: oxidoreductase activity, acting on paired donors, with incorporation or reduction of molecular oxygen; heme binding; iron ion binding.